Messenger RNA from Drosophila erecta, 1284 nucleotides. RefSeq names its product lysosomal aspartic protease. NCBI's taxonomy places the organism in Eukaryota, Metazoa, Arthropoda, Insecta, Diptera, Drosophilidae. Gene Ontology annotation, biological process: proteolysis; cell death. The record is from RefSeq and is a predicted model, not a curated record. The coding region runs from base 1 to 1284 and encodes 427 amino acids. Gene Ontology annotation, molecular function: aspartic-type endopeptidase activity. The transcript has a single exon. Gene Ontology annotation, cellular component: lysosome.
AUGCAAGUCGGCCAUCUACUAAUUAUACCACUAUUUUUACUGCUGCUUGGCCACUCGAUGGGCCAACUCAAGAGGACUCCCAUCGCUCGCCAGGUGAACCAGAACAAGACCCAUGCAAAUGUGAAGGCGGAGAAGAUCGUGCUGGCGGCCAAGUACUUUCUGGUGGACAAACAAGCCUCACAAAGGACGCAGAUGGUGGCCAACGGAUUCAAUCUGGAAUACACCAUUCGGGUCUGCAUCGGAACACCACCGCAGUGUUUUAAUCUCCAGUUCGAUACGGGAUCAUCCGACUUAUGGGUGCCGAGUUCCAAGUGUGCAAGCACCAACGAAGCCUGCCAGGAGCACAAUAAAUACAACUCGAGUGCGUCGAGCUCCUAUGUGGAGAACGGAAGUGGAUUCAGCCUACAGUACGGCUCAGGCAGCUUGUCCGGAUUUCUCUCUACGGAUACGGUGAACAUAGACGGUAUGGUAAUCGAAAAUCAGACUUUCGUCGAGGCCGUCGAGGAACCAGGUCUAGCCUUUGUGGACACCACUUUUGAUGGCAUAGUUGGAAUGGGAUUUGGGUCCAUCUCCGGCGGCGUCGCCACUCCCUUUGACAACAUCAUCAAACAAGGAUUGGUCGAACGCGCGGUGUUCUCCGUCAACCUCAGGCGCGAUGGAACCUCGCAGUCUGGCGGAGAAGUCAUCUGGGGAGGAAUCGAUCCCAGCAUCUACAGGGGCUGCAUCAACUACGUUCCAGUUUCGAUGCCUGCCUAUUGGCAAUUUACGGCUAACUCGGUGAAAGUCAGGGACAUCCUGCUCUGCAACGGCUGCCAGGCCAUCGCCGAUACGGGCACCUCGCUCAUCGUCGUUCCCCUGCGAGCCUACAUAGCGAUCAAUAUAGUAUUGAAUGCCACUGAUAAUGGAGAAGGAGAGGCCUUUGUUGACUGCAGCCGUCUAAGCCGACUGCCGAAUGUUAACCUAAAUAUCGGCGGCUCUACCUACACACUUGCCCCAAAGGAUUACAUCUACGAGCUCCAGGCGGAUAACAAUCAAACCCUGUGCCUAUCGGGCUUUUCCUACUUGGAGGGAAAUCUAUUAUGGAUACUGGGGGACAUUUUCUUAGGAAAAGUCUAUACUGUCUUCGAUGUGGGCCAGGAGAGAAUUGGAUUCGCUAAGCUAAAGAGGAAUUCAACCUAUCGUAGGUAUCCCCACACCUACACGUAUGCUAAUGCUAGAGAACCCUCUAGAUACGGCAUCGAUUACUCGUUCUACGGCCAUGAAUACCCCAGAUACUUUACUUGA